Girardinichthys multiradiatus is the source of this 6946-nucleotide messenger RNA. RefSeq lists its product as uncharacterized. The transcript is spliced from 18 exons. Bases 356 to 5869 code for a protein of 1837 amino acids. Gene Ontology annotation, molecular function: protein binding. Lineage: Eukaryota; Metazoa; Chordata; Actinopteri; Cyprinodontiformes; Goodeidae. The record is from RefSeq and is a predicted model, not a curated record.
UUUGCCAACUGCCAAAAAAAUAACACAGAAGAAGAAGAGAGCACAGUUGCAAACGUUGUGUGAGCUUUCACUGUGUCUGCAGAUUUCCUGCUGGUUACGAGCGCUGAACAAGCAUGCGCCUUUUUUACCCCGUGAGCGGCGAGGAGACGCUAGGGAAACCGUAUCUGAUGGUGAAACGCGAAUCGACCUAACACCUGUUUACAGGCAGGACUAUCUUGUUGAUGCUAGAAGGAGAAUCAAAGCUCAGCAGAAGAGCGAGAGAAUCUUGCCGAUGAGGAUCUUCAAACCGAAGUCUUGGAGAUGAUUGGCUGAAGAGAGGGUGCGGACAUGACGCAGAUUAGAUUGGCCGAGACGCAUGGAGGAGCCAGACCGGUUGAGGUGGCCCGGGAAAGAAAGACCAGUUUCCCCCACGCCAAGCAGCGUUUCCAUGAAAAGCAACAUAUCUAAGAAUGAACCUUUGAACUUCAGAGACGAAGAACACCGCUCACCUGAACACCAAAGACCAGUGUCUCCUUCUCCAAGCAUGAACAGCGACAUGUCGAAGGGGGAACCUCUUAACGUCAGCAAUGACAGGUGGCCCGGGAAAGAAAGACCAGUUUCCCCCACGCCAAGCAGCGUUUCCAUGAAAAGCAACAUAUCUAAGAAUGAACCUUUGAACUUCAGAGACGAAGAACACCGCUCACCUGAACACCAAAGACCAGUGUCUCCUUCUCCAAGCAUGAACAGCGACAUGUCGAAGGGGGAACCUCUUGACGUCAGCAAUGACAGGUGGCCCGGGAAAGAAAGACCAGUUUCCCCCACGCCAAGCAGCGUUUCCAUGAAAAGCAACAUAUCUAAGAAUGAACCUUUGAACUUCAGAGACGAAGAACACCGCUCACCUGAACACCAAAGACCAGUGUCUCCUUCUCCAAGCAUGAACAGCGACAUGUCGAAGGGGGAACCUCUUGACGUCAGCAAUGACAGGUGGCCCGGGAAAGAAAGACCAGUUUCCCCCACGCCAAGCAGCGUUUCCAUGAAAAGCAACAUAUCUAAGAAUGAACCUUUGAACUUCAGAGACGAAGAACACCGCUCACCUGAACACCAAAGACCAGUGUCUCCUUCUCCAAGCAUGAACAGCGACAUGUCGAAGGGGGAACCUCUUGACGUCAGCAAUGACAGGGUUACUAACACAACCCAAUUGAAAACGGGUGAGAAAUCUGAAAAAGGAGAUGCCAAGGGUAAAAAUGACCUGAAGAAAGUCAUCCUUAAGGAGCUGGGUCGACAUGAAAAUGACCCAAAACUCUGUGAGAUAGUGAAGUUUGACAAAAGUGGGAACAAAGACCCAGUCAUGUACAAUGAUUUAUUUUCCGGGAAUAAAACAGUCCUCAUGAUAGGAGUCCCUGAUAUUGGUAAAACAUUCCAGGCAAGAAUGUUCAUGAUCGACUGGGCAAAAGGACGCUCCAACAAAGACAUAAAGGCUUUAGUGUCCCUUGAUUUCACUGAGCUGAAUACAAAGAAAGAUGAAACUAAAAGCAUGGAGUCUCUGCUUAAGGAUUACUUCAGCAAAAAAAAAGUAGUGCUUUCCAUCGAUGACAAGGAUAAAAUAUGUUUUAUUCUUGAUGGGCUGGAAAAAUGCAAACUUCCUCUUGACUUUGUAAACAACAAGGAGCUUCAAGACUUGAAGGAACCUGCAUCAAUGGAUGUGCUGCUAACAAAUCUGAUCAAGGGAAAUUUGCUUCCUGAAGCUCAUGUUUGGAUAGUUUCUCAACCAAAAGGAGUUCAGAAGAUUCCUGCUGAAUAUAUCAAGAAAACUGUUCACUGUGAAGGAGGAGAUGCCAAGGGUAAAAAUGACCUGAAGAAAGUCAUCCUUGAGGAGCUGGGUCGACAUGAAAAUGACCCAAAACUCUGUGAGAUAGUGAAGUUUGACAAAAGUGGAAACAAAGACCCAGUCAUGUACAAUGAUUUAUUUUCCGAAAAAAAAACGUUACUCGGUUCCAAAAAGUUGCGAACAGUGCUUAUGGUGGGAGUUCCUGAUAUUGGUAAAACAUUCCAGGCAAGAAUGUUCAUGAUCGACUGGGCAAAAGGACGCUCCAACAAAGACAUAAAGGCUUUAGUGUCCCUUGAUUUCACUGAGCUGAAUACAAAGAAAGAUGAAACUAAAAGCAUGGAGUCUCUGCUUAAGGAUUACUUCAGCAAAAAAAAAGUAGUGCUUUCCAUCGAUGACAAGGAUAAAAUAUGUUUUAUUCUUGAUGGGCUGGAAAAAUGCAAACUUCUUCUCGAUUUUGUAAACAACAAGGAGCUUCAAGACUUGAAGGAACCUGCAUCAAUGGAUGUGCUGCUAACAAAUCUGAUCAAGGGAAAUUUGCUUCCCGAAGCUCUUGUUUGGAUAGUUUCUCAACCAGGAGUUCAGAAGAUUCCUUCUGAAUAUAUCAAGAAAACUGUUCACUGUCAAGAAACCUUUCAGCGACAGAAGAAUUUAGAAUCAAGUCUGAAAAAGAGAUUUCUGAAAGAAAUCACUGAAGAUAAAAAUGAAAGCAGUCAUCCUAACCAGAGAACAACAGAACAUAUCAUCAGAAGAGAAAAUGGCUCUGCAGAAGAGGAAUGUAAACCGAAACAGUUUAGACAAGUGCAAACGCUUUCUGACAUCUUCAAAGAUGGGGAAGGAAAGAAAACUAGAACGGUGCUGACUAUUGGAGAAGCUGACAAAGGAAAAUCUUUCCAUAUGCAAAAGUUUAAGAAAGAGUGGGCUGAAAAUAAAAAGAAGACCUGGUCACUUUUUAGCUGGGUUAAAGAAAAGGUUUCUGGCCCGGCCAAAGAUGUAGAACUCUUGUUUCCACUUGACUUCUUAAAGCUCAACUUGGUAAAAGAGAAAAACAUUAGUUUGUUUGGGCUUCUCAACCAUUACUUUACGGAAACCAAAGACUUUGUCAUCUCUGACUAUUCCCGAUUAAAUAUAUUAUUUCUUCUGGAUGGACUUGAUGCAUAUCAACAUUGUUUAGACUUUGGUAACAAUGAAAUGUUGACUGAUGUCAGAGAACAAGCCUCAGUGGACGUGUUACUUAUAAACCUGAUUAAAGGAAUCCUGCUUCCAAAUGCCAGAGUUUGGAUCACCUCCCAGCCUCCAGCAGCUGAGAAGAUCCCUGAUAACUUUGUUGACAGGAUAACAGAAAUACGAGAGAAGCCUGAUAUUACAAGUCAACGGAAACUGAAGUUUCAACUAAAAGAGCAAUUUACUCGUGUGUCUGAAGGGAUUGAUAGGCAGAAGACCUCAGCUCUUUUAAACGAGGUCUUCACUGACCUCUACAUCAUAGAGGGGGAGGGGGCUAUAAAUGAGACCCAGCAGGUUCAGGAUGCAAAGUUCAAAACAGUGAAGGAAGAAACAACCAUCAAAUACUGUGAUAUCUUCAAACCUGCAAAUAGUAAUCAAAACAUUAAAACUGUGCUCACCAUUGGAGUGGCUGGCAUAGGAAAAACAUUUGCCUCAAUGAAGUACAUUCUUGACUGGGCAGAGGGCAAAGCAGACGAAAACAUUUUUUUCAUUUUUCCACUUCCUUUCCGAGAGCUUAAUCUGAGACAAGACAAAGAACACAGUUUAAAAGAUCUGAUUCAUCAGUUCUUCCCAGCUCUGAAGACCUCUGAAAUAACUGACUAUGACAAGUAUGAGAUUCUGAUUGUUCUGGAUGGUUUUGAUGAAUGUCGCCUUGAUCUUGAGUUCAGAGAAAUAAGCAAAUGGACAGAUGUUGCAACACCAACCUCAGUGAAUGUUCUGCUGUCAAAUCUUCUCCUGGGAAACCUGCUCCCUAAAGCUCAAAUCUGGAUCACCUCCCGACCUGCAGCAUCCAACAACAUUCCUCCUCAGAAGGUUGAUCGAAUGACGGAAGUGAGAGGAUUUAAUGAUGAACAAAGGGAAAAGUAUUUCAUGAAGAGAUUCAGUGAUGAAGAGAUGGCUCAUAAAAUCCUGACACAUGUGAAAAAAUCAAGAAGUCUUUACAUUAUGUGUCACAUCCCUGUUUUCUGCUGGAUCACGUCAAAGGUUCUGGAGGACUUUGUUACCAGAAAUCAAAAUGAAGGACAUCCAAAAACUUUGACAGACAUGUACACACAGUUCCUUCUGCUCCUGCGCAGACAGACAAAAGUAAAAUUUGGUAACAAUCAGCCAAUCUCUGAAACAUCUGAAAUGGAGACAUGCUGUGAUGCAAGUAAUGAUGAAACAAUCCUAUCUUUGGGAAAACUUGCUUUUAAGGGUUUAGAGGAGAAAAUCCUUCUCUUCACUGAAGAAGACUUGACCGGUUGUGGUAUUGAUAUAACUAAAGCUGCAGUUUUCUCUGGGUUGUUCACUCAGAUCAAAAGAGAAGACCAUGGGUUUUAUCAGCAAAAGUUGUUUUGCUUUGUCCAUCUAAGCAUUCAGGAGUACCUGGCAGCUCUCCAUGUUUUCUACUCAUUUAGUAACAAAGGUGAAAAGGUGUUCAUAGAACCGACCUCAGCAGCCUCAGACCUAACUGCCUCAGACUUCUAUAAAAAAGCAGUGGACAAGGCUUUUGAGAAUAAAAAUGGGGACUGGGACAUGUUCCUUCGCUUCCUAUUGGGUCUCUCUAUGGAAAGUAAUCAGGAUCUUCUCCAAGAGCUUUUGAAAAAGACCAUUAAUAAUGAAGACACUAAUAAGGAAACAGCUGAAUACAUCAAAGAAAAGAUCAGAGAGAACAACAGUGACCCAGAUAAAAACCUUAAUCUUUUCUACUGUCUUAAUGAGCUGAAUGACCACACCCUGGUUCAAGAAAUCAAAAAUUAUCUUCACUCAGAAACAAAACCCUUUGAACAUUUCACUACUUCGCAGUGGUCAGCUUUAACGUUCGUGCUGCUGACAUCAGAUGAGAAGCUUGAAGUGUUUGAUCUCAAGAAGUACCUGAAAUCAGAGAAAGUUCUUCUGGGAAUGCUGCCAGUGGUCAGAGUCUCAAACACCACUCUGCUGAGCUGGUGUGAGCUCACUGAAGAAUCUUGCCAUGGUCUGACAUCAUCAGUGCUCAGCUAUCCAUCCUCAAAUCUCACAGAGUUGGACCUCAGCCAUAAUGAUCUGCUGGAUGCUGGAGUGAUGCAGCUUGCUGAUGGGCUGAAAAACAUAAACUGUAAACUUGAAAUUCUUAAGUUGGCCGGAUGUCAGGUGACAGACAACGGCUGCUCUUCUCUGGCCAAAGCUAUUGAGUCCAAUAGAGUCUCCUCUCUUAAGCUCUUGGAUCUGACUUACAAUCACCCUGGAGAAAAUGGGAUGAGCGUUCUCUCUGCAAUAGUUGAGAAUCCAGACAAGAAGCUUGAGAAAGUGUGCUUUGACCAUGGAGGAAAACAUCGGUUAAAACCUGGUUGGAAUAAAUACGGUGUAGAUCUUACAUUUGAUGAAAACACAGCUAGCAGACGGCUUGUUUUGCUUGAAGAAAACAAAAAAGCAAAAACUACAAGUAAUGUGGAGGAGGUACCCACGCGAACUUGGAGUGAAAGAAGGUUCAAGAGGAGCCAGAUAUUCUGUAAUGAAGGCCUGGAAGGACUUUGCUACUGGGAAGUGGAAUGGAAAGGCAAGGUGGGGAUUGCUGUGGCAUAUGAAGAUGUGGGCAGGACCUGGAACAGUGAUGGUGGACUGGGAUGCAAUCAUUGGUCCUGGAAUCUGCUCUGCUACAAGACUGGAUACACUGCCAUACAUGAAAGGACAUCAAUAAAAAUUGAUGUCCCUCCUUGUGAAAAAAUAGGUGUGUUUCUUGACUGGGAUGGAGGAACUCUGAGUUACUACAGUGUGUCAUCAGAGGGGCGGAGCCUGAUUCAUACCUUCAAAGCAAAAUUCACAGCAGAGCUUUUUCCAGCCUUCUGGUUUCAGAAAGGCUCCAUAACUUUGAGUGACCUUUAAACUUAUCAGUGAUGGGCGCAGGUUUGAAACACUGUAAGCAGGGGAUAAACUGAGCUUUGGCUAUACAGAGGACUUGAAGCCAUGCAGAAAGUCCUAACUUACCUAGCUCUCCUCUCAUUCAUAAGACAAAUUGAUCAUGGAUCCAUUUAUUUCCUGUACACACUUGGUCCCAUUUAGGGUUACAUGGCAGGUGAAGAGAGUCCCAGCAGUUAGUGGACAGAAGACGAGACAAACAUUGAGUGUUACUGUGUUUUUUUAAAUAACUUAUUUCUAAAUGAUUUAUAGUGUUUAGGUUCAAAAGCAUGAAAGUACUUGACCACAUAAUCUUUUUAUUUUGUAAUUUACACAUUGACUGACAUGCAGACUUCCACAGAGCUGUAUUUCAAUUGGAUGGAAAGGUCAAACUAUUUAAAAUUGUCUUGGAAUAAUAAAAAAGAGGCUGAUAUUCUUAUUUAAACAAUGUUUAGACAUUACAAAAACCUACUAUUCACUAAGCAAUAUGAAAUUUCCUGCAGGGGGUAUUUGCUAACUAGUGAGCUCAUGUUCAAAAUAAAUCCAAAAUCAAAUUACCAUUAGAUUUACCAGCAGUGUCAGUUUGGGCAUGCACGCUACUCCAGACUAUUAAAAAGCUUUCAAAAAUUUGCUUUAAUCAGAUACGUUUCAGAGACAAAUCUAAUGACUACAGCAAAAAGCAGAAAACCAACACUUCCUCAUAAUGCUUUGAAAUGGGUUAAAUAGAUUCAUUUUAUGUUAUGCUUGUUGUUGAUGGGUUCUGAACUAAAAUUAAAGGAGAAUCUAAAAGAUCACUGAAAGAUACUUAAAUUUCCAAAACUGUAGCCUGCAUAUUUUUUAUUAUGUGUGAUAUUACUGCUAAAAUAGACUUUUCUGUUUUUACUUUAAAUAAUAAGGUGAAAGGCAGCUGACAGUAGUUUUCCUUAUAUCUGAAUUCACUAUAUACAUUUUCAGUUUUAACAAAUACAAAAAGGUAUUUUUUUACUACUGGAUGAAAUCCAAAAUAUUUUUGACUACUUUUUUAUUCUGUAUUUGAUGAUGUCAAUUUAAAACAAUAAAAAAAUU